Scatophagus argus is the source of this 7202-nucleotide messenger RNA. It is a transcript of the gene bcor, whose product is annotated as BCL6 corepressor. Gene Ontology annotation, molecular function: transcription corepressor activity; protein binding. Gene Ontology annotation, cellular component: nucleus. The record is from RefSeq and is a predicted model, not a curated record. Lineage: Eukaryota; Metazoa; Chordata; Actinopteri; Scatophagidae. The transcript has 14 exons. Gene Ontology annotation, biological process: negative regulation of transcription by RNA polymerase II. Bases 893 to 6373 code for a protein of 1826 amino acids.
GGUAAUUGCGGUCUCCCGACUGGCCUUCUGGGUAGAGUCUGCGCGAGUGGGAGUGGAGCGAGUCGCUCGGUCUCGGCAGCGUUCAUCCAUUCUGUGCGGCACUCCCCGUACAGCUCCGUGCGUCCUCGGUGCGGACCGGGGUCUUCUCUACGCUCCUCGAAGAAAACGCGGGACGGAAAGCUAUACGGAAUAACCUUCAGCAAACCCUUUGAGACACGGAUUCUGGUGUCGGAGAGGACAUAUCGUGACGGAGAGCGGGAGAAAGGGGCUUUUUCCGAGGACGGCGUGCUCCGCUGAAACCCAACAUGGCGCUGCUGCGAGGUACGGUCGAGCUGAAUUAAUUUCUCCGCGAGUCCGCCGACCUCGCCACCUGUAUCCUUUGGGGCCCGGGCAGCAUUAGCUCUUCGACUUAAAGAAGCUUUUUUUGUGGAUUUCUUUACAUCCUGGCUUUUGUUUUUCCUCCGCGCAGGAUCUUUUUGUUGGUUUAUGGCUACCCAAGUGACAUUUGCAGCAGCAAAAAGUCCGCUUGAAAUAUAGGGUAAUGGAUGAGAGUUGUCUGUAGACAAUAGAAUAAGGACCCAGAGCUUUAGAAGUAAGACUUGUUUUGUUUUGUGACAAGUGGAUAACCUGUUAGACACUUUUGGUUGCUUUUUUUUCUUUGGCCGGGAUUGUCUGUCUCCAGCAGACAGGACCGUAACCGGGCUAGUCUACGUACGCACGGAUCGCUGUCCUCCUCGUUAACUUGGGAAAAACAGGAAAAAGGCGUGAGUUGAGGAGCACUGACGACGGCUGGAACAGGCACCAAUUAACCAGGGCAACAUCUGUUCGUGAUGUCGAUGCUGAGACACAGACCAACCUGGAACUAAGACAAGGAAACCACAUCACACAAAACAUGGUGGAUGCAAGGUUGACGCCACUGGCAGCGAUGGGGCUGGACCGAGGUACUCUGAUGCGUGAUGGUUUUCGUCUCCAUGGGGGCAUUGUAUACCCAGGGAUCAGUGCACUACCAGCCGAGAAGAGCCGAGACACGCCCGGCCUACCCCUCACUUAUAACAGAGAUGGUCUCCCAGAGCUCAUCUACAAGCCUGAUGGACCUCUUGACAGUCGUAAGCCCACUAAUGGAUACUUGGGUCUCUACAAAGGCACUCCUCCAAGUCUCCACAAGCCUUUGCUGGUUCCUGGAGCUGAAGGUUUAGGCUUGGAACGCAGAGUAGGGCCUGGAGAAAAAGCAUCUGAACUGGGCAUGGCAAGUGCUGGUGGCAGCUACCUUCGCCUGCCAUGGCUCAGUCCCUACCCUGAAGCGAGCAUGUAUCCCUUUAUGGACACAUCCAAGUAUGCAGCUCUAAAUAUGUACAAAGCCUCCUUGCUCAGCCCACCCAGUCCCUAUCUUCCCCAGCACCUGGCCUACCCUUCUCUGUGUGCAGCCCAGGGAGGCAGUGUCAACCCUGCUGCAGCCGCCUCUGCAACUGAGAGGCUCUACUAUAUGCCACCUUAUCCUCCCUCUCCGAUCUCUUCUCCAAUGGUGGCGCCUCCUAUGAGGAUUCCUACAGUCACAGUAGCCCCCACAUCACUGGUACACUGCCAAGACAAGGGGCUAGGGGUUGCAUCUCCAUUUGCACAGCAGCUUCACCAACCUUCCCCUCAUCCUCAGCACCAUCAGGCUGCUAUAGACAGGGACCGUUCCCCAAGCAGGAGCAGCAGACCAAGCAGACCUCCCUCUAGGAAAGGCUCUAGCAACAACAAUAACACCAAUAGCUCUAGCAGUAGCACUAGUGGCACCAGUGGUGGGAAUAAUAAUAGUCAGCCUACUGAUUCUUCUCGCCUUGCCCAGCUCUCUCUCAUUGACAAUUCACUGGAUUUACAAAGGCCAGUCCCCAGAAAAGGACAACCACCAACCUCCUCUACUUCUUCAAUAUCUGCCUCAUCCUCAUCCAUACAGUCAAUUCCUCAUCCAUUCUCUGUGAGCAGCAUGGCAUCAGAGCAACCCUCUCCUGCCCGGCCCAGCCCCCACAAACCUAGGCAGAGAGAGGGGGCGCCUGAACAUAGAUGUGUGGGAGUUGAGAGGAGACCCAGCAGGUCACCCUCCAAACCCACUUUUGAGAGGCCAGCUCACCAACCCCAAGCAACCAAAGACUCAGCAGAGAAGCCCUUGGAUUUGUCUGGGAGAAUGCUUGAGUUUGGGCUGCCUCCCAAUGGAUUCCCAGUCAAGAUGGACACUCUGGCAUCAGGUGCACGUUAUGGACUACCUUCUAGCCGAGAGCUCCUAAAGGAAAACCUGUCCCUCUCUCCUUCCUCCCAUCCUCACUCUGUGGUUAGCAGCACUUCUUCGAAGGUUUCAGAGAGGUCAGAGAUGAUCAGCACUUUACACUCAUCCUGGGUUGUACCUAGCCCUUCUCCCUCUCAUACACAGCACACACCAGGCUUACCCCCCUCUCCAAGGCCUAAUGCAGACGUGGGCCCUUCACAAGCCAAAGGCUCCUCACCCUCUGUCAUCAAACACAAGGGUCUGGAGAGAGUACUCCCUCAGCAACGUAACGCAUCCUGUCCAAGGACAGGGGAGCCCAACCAUAAUGUUUCCUCUACUCAACACUCCUCUCUGGUCUCCUCCAGGGCUCUUUCUCCCAAACCUGAUGGUGACUGGGUCAAACAGAGUCCCAGUCAAUCAGAACAUCUAUCGGUCAUGGGUCACCACAGAGAGGGAACAGAGAAGUCCUCCCAGACUACUAAGAGAGGUGAAACAACUCCAGAGGUGUCAUCAUACAAGAGACCUUGUUUAGAGAAUGGUCACCCUCCUGGCCAUCUUUACCUUCCUCAAAACGAUUCUUACCUGAACCACAGUUUGGCUUAUACUAAUAGAUACCUGCACUACCCCGUCCCUGAUGGCAUGACAUUGCAUUCCCUGUCAAUUACAGGGAAAGGCCCUGUCUAUCCUCACCCAGUAGUGCUGAGCAACAACAGCCUUUACCCAAACCAUUUAGCAGCAAAGCACCCUUUACCCUACCACAACCUCCCAGCCGGUCCAGGAGGGGAAUACCUCACUUAUAACUCACAGGAGAUGGCUCAUCCCCUGAUGCAGACUCACUCAGACAACAAGCUGCCAGAAAGGGGAGAUGCAGCAUUGAAGCCCCGGGGACAGGAGAAAUCCCGGGGAGCUGCUGAAGAAUGCGGAGUCCCCAGAGAUCAAAACGCGGGGAAAGAGAUCGGUGACGGAAGCCAAAUUAAGUCUGAUAAGCAAGCAGGAGCACAUACACAGGGUGGAAGUCAAGGCAAACUCCCAUCUUCCUCUGUAACAUCCAGAGAAAAGAUUGUCUGCAUUGACCUUGUACAUUCAGACACAGAUAUUGAGUCUACCCCAACAGUCAACAAACAGCUCUCUGCUGAAACCAGCACCAAGGUUAACCAAAAUGAAUGUUGUCAUAGUAACCAAAAUCUGACAAAGACUGACUACGAGUCAAAACACCAACACCACCUUUCCCAUCCUUAUCCACUCCAUUCUGGACAUAGCCCCACCCUGAAGCCCAGUCACACUGAUAGACAGCCAGAAACCUCCUUAGGGAAACCAAAGGCUCUUCAGGACACAGGCUGUCCUGGGGUGACAUCUGAUACGUCCCCACCUUCUCCAGGGCAGGUCGUCCAAGCAGAGGACAGCCCAGAGGAACAGAGUCCCAGUCCAGAUCCUGUAGACCAAGACCAGAGCACCUUGCGCUGUGCUCGCACAUCUGGGGAACGCAGCUCUGGCAAGGUCAAAGGGGACAGAGAGAAUCGUGCUCUUCACCCCACUCAGCACUGUGCAGAUGUGGUGAAGGAGAGUGUGAUGUGCGAGAAGGAGACUGAAAAGGAAGACACUAUUGUUGACCUUGGGGAGUCUCAAGGAGAAGGGGACGAGGAUGAAGAGGAAGAGGGUAGCCACACUUCAUCUAAAAGCUCUCGUAGAUCCAGUCUGGCCAAGAGGAUUGCAAACUCCUCAGGCUAUGUUGGCGACCGCUUUAAAUGUGUCACCACUGAACUGUAUGCUGACUCCAGCAAGUUGAGCCGUGAGCAGAGGGCUCUGCAGAUGGAAGUCAUAUCACGAGAGGGGAGUAAUAUAAGUCAACCUGCAGCUAACUGGGAGCGGGCAAUGAUGCGGUUCUCGGAGCUGGAGCUGAAGGAGAAGGAGGGCGGCGGUGUGUGUGUGUCUGCCUCGGCAGCGGCAGCAGGACGGGAGCUGGCAGACGGCCAGCACAGAGAGCGAGCGCUGGAACACUGCCAACACACCACCAGGCAGGGAGAGAGGGAGGGUGUCCGGCCAGCAUACACAAACAACAGAGUUCCAGUCCUCCAGAGGUGUGGUGGUCAGAAGGAGCCAUCCCAAGGGCAUGGGGCCCGAGACGGGGCCAGAAAUGCCAGCCAUGGAGGACUUAAGGAUGGAGCCAGGAAGGCAAUGAGAGAGUGUGAAGGAGGUCAUUGUGUGCCCCCGAUUUUGACACCGGCGAAAGGGUACAAUGGGGAGAAAGUCAGCCCUGGCUUUGGACCUACCAGGAAACGCCUGCUCUGCCCCAGGGCUGAACAGGAGGACAUGGAAAGGGAGGAUGGAGAGAGGGUGUCACACCCAGAGAAAAGAGCCAGGAUUUCCACAGAUGAGCGUGAGCAGGCCAGUCCCGAUGAAGAUGAGGACGACGAGGUGCGGAAGCUCAAGGUCUGCAUCGAGCUGAAGGGACUGAGACUCAGCAAGCCUGCUGCUGGCGCAGUUUCACCCGAGGAGUCCCAAAACAAACAGGAGAGGGCAUGGCCCCAGUCCAGACUGUUAACCCCCGCUCAGAGCAUACGGGACCGUAAGAUCAGGGCUGGGGAGGCAGAGGACAGAGCCGCAGCGCAAAGAGCUGACAUCAACAGGAAAUGGGGCUGCGAGAAGCUACUUAAUGGAGUAGCUGCUUCUUCCCUUCCCCCCGGCCAGCUGAAGGACAGGGCGCAAGCGCUGGGCCCCUUCUCAGGUGACCGUGGCCUCAAGGAGCCCAGGAGGGGCCCCCCUUCUCCGGCCCCACAGCCGUCUGUGGGAGGCACCCCUCCCCUCAAGCCCCGUCGCCAUAGUGACACGGACAAACCCAAGGGCAAGCGGCCGUGCAAGACCAAACACACAAGUCAGAGGGAGCGAGAGCGCGAGAAGAGGAAAGAGGCCACACCUAACAGCCCAGGCCAGCGUUGUGUAGCUGAUCUGGGAGCAGCUGAAGAGGACAAGCUGAGUGAGCAGCGUGGCGCUCCGAGGAAGGGAGCCGCCUCUCCUAAUCAUUAUCCCGGCUCUCCAGUCAAGCCCUGUUCCCCCGCCGCGCUCUGUCCGCCGUGUCUGCAGCCCCAGGCGAACAGCAGAGCGAGCGGUGGCCCACCGGAGGCGGUGGGGGUGCACAGGACCCCUCCUGCUGAGCCUCCUGCGGUGCGUCCGAUCCCGCCAGAAGCUCGUCGACUGAUCGUGAACAAAAACGCCGGAGAGACUUUGCUGCAGAGAGCUGCACGGCUGGGCUACGAGGAGGUGGUGCUGUACUGUCUGGAGAACAGAGUAUGUGAGGUGAAUCACAGAGACUACGCUGGUUACUGCGCUCUCCAUGAAGCAUGUGCCCGUGGCUGGCUCAGCAUAGUCCAACACCUGCUGGACUAUGGGGCCGACAUCAACUGCAGCGCACAGGAUGGCACCAGACCGAUUCAUGACGCUGUGGAGAAUGACCACCUGGAUGUGGUGCGAGUCCUGCUGUCUUAUGGCGCUGAUCCAACCCUGGCCACAUAUUCUGGCCGUGGCCUCCUGAAAAUGACCCACAGCGACAGCAUGGAGCGCUUCCUCACUGAUUAUUUUGCUGACCUUCAGGGCCGCUCAGAUGACGACCCAGGGCUUUAUUGGGAAUUCUAUGGCAGUGCUGUGUGUGAGUCAAGCGAAGAGGGUGGUGUCUAUGACAUCCUGGCCGACCCGCCGGGCCCAGAGGAUGAAGAAGAGGAUAAAAAGGAGGUGUUUGAGUUUGAGUUCUCUGACCGACCUCUGCUGCCUUGCUACAAUAUCCAGGUGUCUCUGUCCCAAGGGCCAAGAAACUGGCUGCUGCUGUCUGACGUGCUUCGUCGACUGCGGAUGUCUGCUCGAGGUUUCCGACAGACCUUCCCCCACAUGGAGGUGGUGACAGUGGCAGAGGCAGAGUUUUACCGGCAGGCCUCUCUUUCGCAGCUCUUCUCCUGCCCGGAGGAGCUGGAGGGCUUUCAACCGGACAGCAAAGACUUGUUGGACCUGGUGGAAGACAGCGCUGAGCUGGCCGCUCUUCUGGGCUCCACACUGGAGUGUCUGGACGACCACUGGGACCACCCAGCGGACAAAUUGAAGGACAAAAUCAAGACUGUUGGCAAGUUGGGCUCAUCCUGACCCCUGAAGCCACUAAAUGCGGACCUUGAUCCAUACGGACUGCAGUUUGCUUUAGAAACAACCAGAGGUUAUGAUAUGCCUUAGCCUGACCCUUAGUUCCCAUGCUUUGGCCCUGGUCUGGACCAGCACUGGUGCACUGUACAGAUGGAAUGACCUGCUGGCUGACUGGGCUGCUGAAACAUUACCCUCUGUUAACUGAGGAUCAUACAUUUGUGACUCAAUAGACUUAAUAAUGGUCUUAUUUUUAUAAAUUAAUAUAUGUAUAAAUAAAUAAAUAUAUAUAUAAAUAUAUAAAAUAUCAAGAUUUUUUUUUUUGGUUCAGAUGUUCAUGACUCCUCUGAAAGAUUUUAUAUGGCAACAGAUUGUUGUCGUGUUGUCUGCAAUUAGAUGGAGUGCGUGAGUGCGCAGCACAUUGUGCCUGUGUGUAGCUGCACGGGAUAGUACUGAGACUGUGCUAUUGAAUGUGGUAUUUGUGUUUAUAGGAAGCACAUGAUGUCCUGUUUUUUUUUUUCUCCUCAGACUUUAGCGCUCGCUUGAGCCUCAGGGGCUAUUCUGUUGUAUCUUUUUUUUUUUAAAUGCUCAAAUUUUGCUUUCUGUUUAGUCUGUAAUUUAACAUGCAAAACUACAAAAUUGUUUGUAUAAUAAAGUUUUAGGGGUGUUGAUAUUCACCCUUUGGCACAGAGCUUGUAUAUAACAGGGAGGCUACUGCAGUAAAGUAAUUUUUGGUGUGUUCAUUUUUUGUUUUAACUUUGUAAUUAAAAUAUCUCAUAAUUUGUAUUUAUAUUUUACAAAAGAAGUUGCUUUAAAAUAAAUAUACAAACUGCAAGAA